Punica granatum (pomegranate) is the source of this 2893-nucleotide messenger RNA. Lineage: Eukaryota; Viridiplantae; Streptophyta; Magnoliopsida; Myrtales; Lythraceae. The record is from RefSeq and is a predicted model, not a curated record.
CUCUCUCUCUCGCUGCUUCUUCCUCAUCUUCUUUCGCUUUUUAUUUUUCCUUCCAGGCCACCUCAUUUCCUUUGCCUUUGGUGUAUACAAAAAAAUUGAGGAAAAACGGCCAGAUUUUGCCCUCCACAAACCCUAACGGGGAGACGGAAAUGGCCACCAGGGGGAGCAGAUCCGAGAAAGUGAAGAGGAUAUUCCAGCAAUUCGACUCCAACCGCGACGGCGGCCUCAACCGGGAGGAGAUGGCCGCGCUCGUCGUCGCCGUGAACCCUCGGGUCAAGUUCAGCGACGAGCAGAUCAACGCGAUCCUCGAUGAGGUCUUCCGGACCUAUGGCGAGUACAUUGAUGGCGAGAAGGGCCUCACGUACGACGGCCUCCUCCGUACCUACGACGACGGCGCCGGCGACGUCGACCGUGACUUCGACGCGCUGGGCCUCGAGCUCAAUUUAGACGAGGACGCCAAGAACAAGGAGAUUAGGGUCAGGACCGGGUCCGACGAGGUGUCGUCCUCCUCUAUCGCGGAUGAGAGGGCGAUGGAGUCGCAGAAGAAGCAGAGGACCGCGGCCUGGGCCGUGUCUCCGAACCACGGGAUCGUUUUCGAUGACACGUGGAAGAUAGUCGACGAUUUGGAGAUUUUGAUCAAGCGAUUGAAGGCGAAGCAGGCGAAAGACGGAAAAUUGAGAGGCGACAACAACAAUAACAACAAUUUUGAUUCGUAUUCAGAUGCCGGAUGGUCCCGGGAGUUGGGGCCGUCCUCGGAGAUUAGUGAAAGGAGGUUCUUUUGGGAGGAGUCUGGGCACGACUAUGCGGUUUUCGUGAAGGAAUUGGGAGUUCUAAGGAACAGGGCUGAUGGGGCGAGGUCUAGAGAAGAGGCGUUCGACGGGCACAUGGCGAUCGGGAGGGUUCUCUACGAUCAUCAGCUGUUUAAGGUGGCCCUUGUGAGUUUCAAGAGGGCUUGUGAGCUGCAACCUGUAGAUGUCAGGCCACAUUUUAGGGCCGGCAACUGUUUGUAUGUUCUUUGCAGGUAUAAAGAAGCUAAGGAAGAGUUUCUGUUAGCUCUCGAGGCAGCCGAGGCAGGAGGGAACCAGUGGUCCUACUUACUCCCUCAGAUUUACGUCAACCUCGGAAUCGCUCUCGAAGGUGAAGGUAUGGUUUUAAGUGCCUGUGAGUACUAUAGGGAGGCUGCUAUAUUGUGCCCGACUCACUUUCGGGCCUUGAAGCUUUUGGGUAGUGCACUUUUUGGCGUAGGAGAGUAUAGGGCGGCCGUUAAGGCCUUGGAAGAGGCCAUCUUUAUGAAACCCGAUUAUGCCGAUGCCCACUGCGAUUUGGCAUCGGCUUUACAUGCAAUGGGCGAGGAUGAAAGGGCUAUUGAGGUGUUUCAGAAGGCAAUUGACUUGAAACCUGGUCAUGUUGAUGCCCUUUACAAUUUGGGUGGACUUUAUAUGGACCUGGGUAGGUUUCAGAGAGCUUCAGAGAUGUAUACUCGGGUUUUGUCUGUUUGGCCGAAUCAUUGGAGAGCUCAGCUCAACAAGGCUGUGUCUUGGCUGGGGGCUGGGGAAACUGAGGAAGCCAAGAAAGCACUGAAGGAGGCACUGAAGAUGACUAAUAGAGUUGAACUGCAUGAUGCGAUAGCCCAUCUUAAGCAGUUGCAGAAGAAGAAAGUGAAGGGCAAUGGAGGUGCCAAUGGGGAGGGAGCUUUUGUCAUCAUUGAAGCAUCGAAGUUCAAGACUCUGGGUGAGAGGACAACUCUGAGGCAGGAUUUAGCAGUUGCCCUUCAAAUUAGGGCUUUUCAGCGGGUCACCAGGUUGAGUCGCUGCGAUGUGGAGCUCUUGCAGCAGGAAAUGUCUGGCAGUGAUGUCCCUAUCUCAUAUUCUGGCACAGGUGCUCCAGAGAAAUCUAUUCGGAAACCAAACUUGGAGCAGAUCCUCCGCAAGCUCCUUAAUUUCCUGAAGCCAGAGACGUUCCAAGGGGCAGUAAAAGCGAUAAACGAGAGGAUCCUUUCUGUUCUAGAUAUGACAGGCUCUGGUCGGGUUGACUUGGGGAUGUUCUAUGCUGUUCUUGCACCCAUAUGCAGUGGCCCACCUGAAAAGAGAAAACGUGUCGCCUACGAUGCGCUCUUGUGGCGAAGCGUGAAUGAUGGGAUCGCUCCAUCCCAGAUAAGAAAGGUCGAUGCCCUUGAUUUUAUCAAGUUGUUAAGGGCUAUCUAUACCCCCUCGAGUGGCAGUAGUGAGAUCCACGAGGUACAUGGAGAGAUGGACAUUUCGAUGAUUUCCUUCUCCGAGUUCCUUGUGAUGUUCGAUGAUCGGGAUUGGGGCUUUGGCAUCUUAUCCACUCUGAUGAAGCUCGAAGCAGGGGACAGGAAUCGCCACGGUCGCUACGUUUGCUCGGUUUGCCGAUACCCAGUCAUUGGGUCUCGGUUUAAGGAAACGAAGUCCCAUUUUAGCUUGUGUAAUCAGUGCUACAGCGAGGGUAAGGUGCCUCCAACCUUCAAGCAGGAAGAGUACAGGUUCAGAGAGUAUGUUAGCGAAUCGGAAGCAGUGAAAGAUAAGUGCACAUGCUUUAAUAUGCAAUCAAACAGCGCAUCCUAACCAUGUUGACCCUUGGAAUUUUCUUUUGUUGAUUCGGUGCUGCUUCCAUUUUUUCCUGUUCUAGUUGCUCAGCGUGUAUCUAUAGUUCGUCGGCGUCUCAAGUGUGCGACAGCCCUUGUGUAAUUGAACACAUGCUCCUCGGUGUCUCGUUCUCGGUUUUGUUUAGCUGCUAGAAGUUUUUUGUGGUACCUCUGUCAUGUACAGUCCCCCCCUCAAUGUGCGACUCUGCGCUUGGAUGUAGAGUCCGCAUCAAGAAUCCCAAGAUGCUAAUUGAAAUGUCUCCAUUUUCUGUUUGUUCUUUCUCUGAC